CAGUGUAGCUAGGUUCAGGGUUCGGCAGGACAGAUACGCCUUCGAAAUGAAUCUGACGCGGCCUUUGCUCCUUCUGGCCAUUUGCUCGGUUUUGUUCGCCAUCGUUCACUCGGAGGCCGACCCCUUCAAGUUCAAGAAAAAGAAGGGUGGCAUCGGGGGAGUCAGAUACCAGCCCGUUCACGUCAUCCAACAACCCAUCUACCAUCGCCCAAGCUAUGGGCACGGAGGAUUCCACCAAUCUUCUUUCGGUCACAAAGGAAUUGGGCGCCCAAGCUAUGGGCACGGAGGAUUCCACCAAUCUUCCUUCGGUCACAAAGGCAUUGCGCGCCCAAGCUAUGGGCACGGAGGAUUCCACCAAAAGGGGUUCGGGCGCCCUAGCUAUGGCGGAUAUCACCAGCAAUCAUCGUUUGGCCACGGAGGGUACGGACGGCCGAGCUACAGCCAUGGUGGAUACCAACAAUUUUCCUUUGGCCACGGUGGAUACCAACAGUCCACCUACGGACAUGGGUGGUAAACUGAUUAUGAAAAUGAUUUUACAACAAUAACAUGGUGACAAAAGUCACUUUUCAUGUUAUCCCUCAUAGUGUCCGAAAAGAAAAGCUGUUAUAUUUCACUAAGUAAAAUUUGAUUCUA
Molecule: messenger RNA, 633 nt
Organism: Penaeus monodon (black tiger shrimp)
Lineage: Eukaryota; Metazoa; Arthropoda; Malacostraca; Decapoda; Penaeidae
Product: prisilkin-39-like
Exons: 2
Coding region: 47-514 (155 amino acids)
Source: RefSeq, a predicted model, not a curated record